AUUAUCGCUUUUAAAGUGUGAAUCUAGGUACUCCUUGUUAUUAUUAUUUAUGAGAUCCUUCAGCGCUAACAUGCUGCUCCAGGAUCGUCUGGGACGAACAACAAUCGGGGAAGCACCCGGAACAGAAGAACCUCAAGGAACAGGACGGAGACACCCAUGCACAAGCAAGUGUGAAAAACCAGGCUUCAGUUCAGUUACUUUUCGACAAGCACCGUGCUUCCUUCUUAACAAGAAACAUUGUCUGUCAGGGUAUUUCAUCACGAAAGCCUCUCUGGCAUGUCUUCUGUCUUGACUGGGAACCCUUGCAGAUAUGGCUGACCCUCUGAGAAACAGACAGCAAAGUAUUUACUCCCCAUGAUGGACGAGACAAGAUAUGCUCGUGUCUUGGAGUCAUCACGUUCCAUCCCCUCAGAUUCACAACUCCAAGAAAUGCAGCUCCCACCAGAGUUGGGCGGUCAGCUCGUGAGUGUGAAGUCGGAACCACCUGAUGUUGCAUGCCCUCCAGAAGAGAGCCAGAUGCAGCAACAGCAUCACAACGAGUCUCCAUCAGCAGCUGAUGCUUGUGGAGUUACGGCUCGGAUGUGUCGCAUUAAAGAAGAACCUCGAGAGGAAUCUUCGAAUGAACAACCAAUCAUAGAAGUGAAGACAGAGCCUUAUAAUGUUGCCGUCUUGAAGGAAGAGGACCAGAUAGGACACAACUCCGAUUCAACAUCUGAAGAUGCAAGCGACAGCACUGAUACGCUCCAUAUUAAGGAAAAGCCCAGACGCACUUGUGAACAAGAAUACUCAGGUUACCCUUCUUCAUAUGCACAGUUCAAGAUCAGCACAACAAUAGUAGAACUGCAGCCCGACAGCACUGCACUAUUCACUAUGAAUGACCAACUAACUGAGCGACAUCGAGACCAGAGCAAGCCGUGUGCACUUGCAUCCACGUCGAAAACCAGCCUCGAAUGCCACAUGUUUUCACACUGUCACAAUGAGUCUGAAAAGUGUUCCACUACUCCUCCAACGAAUAUUCAGAUGGGAGAGAAGGGUUCUGGGUGUAACAUCUAUCCCGCUGCAUUCUCGUGGUAUGGAAGUGACAAGAACCAUGUGGUGAAGCAUACUGACAAGAGGCCACACAAGAGUGAUGUCUGUCCUGCAGAGUUCAGCCUGAGCGGGAACAUACAGCAGCACAAGCGGACAGAUUCAUGCAAGAAGCCACACAAGUGUGAUGAGUGCCCUGCAGAGUUCAGCCGGAGUGCUCAUCUGCAGCAGCACAAGAGGAUACACGCAGGCGAUAAGCCAUACAAGUGCGAUGUCUGCCAUGCAGAGUUCAGCCUGAGAGGGAACCUACAGCAGCACAAGCGGACACACACGGGUGAGAAGCCAUACAAGUGCCAUGUCUGCCACGCAGAGUUCAGCCUGAGAGGGAACCUACAGCAGCACAAGCGGACACACACUGGUGAGAAGCCAUACAAGUGCGAUUCCUGCAACGCAGAGUUCAGCCAGAGCGGGCAUCUGCAGCAGCACAAGCGGACGCACACGGGUGAGAAGCCAUACAAAUGUGAUGUCUGCCACGCAGAGUUCAGCCAGAGCUGGGCCCUACAGCAGCACAAGCGAACACACACGGGUGAUAAGCCAUACAAGUGUGAUUCCUGCAACGCAGAGUUUAGCCAGAGUGGGCAUCUACAACAGCACAAGCGUACACACACGGGUGAGAAGCCAUACAAGUGCGAUUCCUGCAACGCAGAGUUCAGCCUGAGAGGGAACCUACAGCAGCACAAGCGGACACACACGGGUGAGAAGCCAUACAAGUGCGAUUCCUGCAACGCAGAGUUCAGCCAGAGCGGGCAUCUACAGCAGCACAAGCGGACACACACGGGUGAGAAGCCAUACAAAUGUGAUGUCUGCCACGCAGAGUUCAGCCAGAGCUGGGCCCUACAGCAGCACAAGCGGACACACACGGGUGAGAAGCCAUACAAGUGCGAUUCCUGCAACACAGAGUUUAGCCAGAGUAGGCAUCUACAACAGCACAAGCGUACACACACGGGUGAGAAGCCAUACAAGUGCGAUGUCUGCCACGCAGAGUUCAGCCAGAGCUGGGCCCUACAGCAGCACAAGCGAACACACACGGGUGAUAAGCCAUACAAGUGCGAUGUCUGCCACGCAGAGUUCAGCCUGAGAGGGAACCUACAGCAGCACAUGCGGACACACACGGGCCAGAAGCCAUACAAGUGCGUUCUCUGUCCUGCAGCGUUCAGACAGUGCGGAACCUUGUCACGUCACAAGCGGACACACACGGGAGCAAGAGAAAGCACCGGUACCCUCCAUAUUAAGGACAAGCCCAGAGGCACUCGUGAUCAAGUGUUCUCCAGGUUGCACUUUCUCAAAUGCGCGGUUCGAGAUCAGCAGAGCAACAGUUGAAUCUCGAUUAAACAACACUGCAGUAGUGACAAUGGAAGAUCCAGCCACGGAACGACCUCCAGACAAGAGCAAGUCAUGUGGACUUGCAUGCACGUCCAAAGCCAGACUGCAACACCACAUGUUUGCACACUGUCACAAUGAGUCUGAAAAGUGUCCUGCUACCCCUCCACCAAAUGUUCAGAUGGGAGAGGAGGGUUUUGGGUGCGACGUGUAUCCCUCUGCAUUUUCACAGUCUAUCAGUCACGAGAACCACGUGUCGAAGCGUACUGAUGAGAAGACAUACAGGUGCGAUCUCUGUCCUGCAGAGUUCAUCUAGGGCACGCACCUGCAACGCCACAAGAUGAUGCACACUGGUGAGAAUCCAUGGAAGUGCGAUCUCUAUCCUGCAGAGUUCAACUGGAAUGCGCACCUACGGCUUCACAAGCGGACACACAAAAGGGAGAAGCCAUACAAGUGUGAUGUCUGCCCUGCAACGUUCAGCCGGAGCAGUGACCUGCAGUUCUAUAAGAGGACACACACCGGUGAGAAGCCAUACAAGUGCGAUGUCUGUCCUGCAAGGUUCAGCCGGAGCGGUCAUCUACGGGAUCACAAGUGGACACACACGGGCGAGAAGCCAUACAAGUGUGACCUUUGUCCUGCAGAGUUCAUCCGGAAUACGCACCUGCAGCAUCACAAGAAGAAACACAUGGGGGAGAAGCCAUAAAAGUGCGAUGUCUGUCCUGCAGAGUUCAUCCAGAGCUCACACCUGCAGCGUCAUAAAAAGACACACACGGGCGAGAAGCCAUACAAAUGUGAUCUCAGAGUUCAUCGAGAGCACGAACAUGCAGCGUCACAAGAGGACGCACACGGGCGAGAAGCCGUACAAGUGUAGUAUCUGCCCAGCUGAGUUCACCCGGAGCGGGCACCUACGGGACCACAAGCGGACACACAUUUGAGAGAAACCAUACAAGUGCCAUGUCUACCCUGCGCAGUUCAGCCAGAGCAAGCACCUACAGCAUCACGAGCGGACACACUUGGGGGAGCAGCCAUAAAAGUGGGACCUCUGUCCCGCAGAAUACAGCCACAACGUGGGACGAGAAGUCAUACAGGAGCAUUCUCUGUUUUACAAACUCGAGGCACACCACAAACCUGCAGCUUUAUAGGCGGAUGUCCAUGGGCGUGAAGCCACAGAAAUGCAAUCUGUGUCCUGCUGUGUUCAGCCACAGUACAAACACACACUAUCCAGAGAACAAGCUGCCAGCAGAGCGUCAGCUUCUUCAGCGAGUGCGUGAACCUCAAGCUUGAGAAGUAGCCAUGAGGCACUGGGGGUAGAAACCAUGCAUUUAUGCAAGAAAGCAGCCGUCCCAGUGUCAAUUCCGUUGUCCUCUACCCGGACAUCUGAACAAGUACAUCCUAGUGCACAGAGGGGCAAUCGUGUAUGACACCACAUUUUAUUUCUGUUCGAUAUUCUGAAACUCGCACACAUGAACAGACUCAGUAAGUUUUAAAAAAAAAGUUGUAUUGAAGCUGGAUUGGGUAGUGAUGCAUGUCAGAAGUUCAACCCAAAGGAAACCCAGUGCCUGUGGAAUGACAUCUAUGGAGCGAUCACUGUGAGGCAGUUGUGUGUUGUAUGAGAGAUUAAAUGUGGUUCUGAUAUUUGUUACAUGAGACAGCGUUAGCUUUAUUAAUGAAUAAAUGUUUUCGUGACUGA
Messenger RNA from Ornithodoros turicata, 4096 nucleotides. Its product is annotated as zinc finger protein 883-like. NCBI's taxonomy places the organism in Eukaryota, Metazoa, Arthropoda, Arachnida, Ixodida, Argasidae. Gene Ontology annotation, biological process: cellular developmental process; urogenital system development; embryo development. Gene Ontology annotation, cellular component: nucleus. The record is from RefSeq and is a predicted model, not a curated record. The coding region runs from base 355 to 2406 and encodes 683 amino acids. The transcript is spliced from 6 exons. Gene Ontology annotation, molecular function: DNA-binding transcription repressor activity, RNA polymerase II-specific; RNA polymerase II cis-regulatory region sequence-specific DNA binding.